AUGGAUCCAAUAGUGGAAGCUUUAGCUUUCUUCCUGGGCUUUCUGGGAUGGCUCAUGGUUGGGAUAGCACUUCCGAAUCGAUACUGGAGAGUGUCCACAGUGGACGGUAACGUUAUCACCACGUCGACCAUCUAUGAGAAUCUCUGGAUGUCCUGCGCCACCGACUCAACAGGGGUUCACAACUGCCGCGAUUUUCCAUCGUUGCUCGCACUAAGCGGGUACCUACAAGCCUCUCGAGCACUGAUGAUCGCUUCCAUCGUGUUUGGGACAUUUGGGCUGGUGGGAACCAUUGUGGGAAUGCAAUGCUCCAAAAUAGGAGGAGAAAACUAUGUUCUGAAGGGCAGGAUCGCUGCUAUUGGAGGAGUGUUCUUCUUACUACAAGGCCUUUGCACCAUGAUUGCUGUGUCUUGGUAUGCAGCCAACAUCACCCAGGAGUUCUUUGACCAAUUCUACGCAGGGACAAAGUAUGAAAUCGGCGAGGGCUUGUACAUCGGCUGGUCUUCAGCCACACUCGCCAUGUGUGGAGGGGCAUGUCUGAUGUGUGCGUGUAGGUUUAAAGAGCCUGGCGAGAAAAUGCCUUAUCCAUAUCAGCCGUCCUCUAGAGGACGCGUGCUGUCCACAGUGGCGUCCCAGUCUGCCCACACCAACUAUGGAAGGAAUGCAUAUGUGUGA
Messenger RNA from Entelurus aequoreus (snake pipefish), 672 nucleotides. RefSeq names its product claudin-15-like. Bases 1 to 672 code for a protein of 223 amino acids. Gene Ontology annotation, molecular function: structural molecule activity. The transcript is spliced from 5 exons. Gene Ontology annotation, biological process: cell adhesion; bicellular tight junction assembly. NCBI's taxonomy places the organism in Eukaryota, Metazoa, Chordata, Actinopteri, Syngnathiformes, Syngnathidae. The record is from RefSeq and is a predicted model, not a curated record. Gene Ontology annotation, cellular component: plasma membrane; bicellular tight junction.